Molecule: messenger RNA, 5617 nt
Organism: Anguilla rostrata (American eel)
Lineage: Eukaryota; Metazoa; Chordata; Actinopteri; Anguilliformes; Anguillidae
Gene: slc9a7
Product: solute carrier family 9 member 7
Exons: 17
Coding region: 116-2260 (714 amino acids)
Biological process (GO): sodium ion import across plasma membrane; regulation of intracellular pH; proton transmembrane transport
Cellular component (GO): recycling endosome; plasma membrane
Molecular function (GO): sodium:proton antiporter activity; potassium:proton antiporter activity
Source: RefSeq, a predicted model, not a curated record
GGUUGAACAGGCUGCAGACGAAGGUUUCACGGUUCUAGAUUGUCUAUCUAUAUACUCUGUCCCUUACGCCGUUCUACGGACCAGAGGAGACAGUCUGCUACCAGCAUCUUGCACCAUGGCAUUCGUCGACAAGCCAAAGUCUUGGACGUUUCAUGUUUUCGGAAGGAAUACGUUGUUUCCUAUUUUAAUGUACUUGAUAUCACAUGUUUGUGAGAUGAACGCCGAGGACAGCGGUAUGGAGGAACUUGCCACCGAAAAGGAGGCUGAGGAAAGUCAUAGACAGGACAGCGUGAAUUUACUGACAUUCAUUUUACUACUGACAUUAACCAUUCUUACCAUCUGGCUUUUCAAACACAGAAGAGUCCGUUUUUUGCACGAGACUGGGUUGGCCAUGAUAUACGGAUUGCUGGUAGGGGUCAUCUUCCGCUACGGCAUCUCCUCCACCAGCUACCACAACAAGACCCCACCUAGCUGCUCCCUGAAGACGGGGCCUGUCAGCACGCUCCUGCUCAACGUCAGCGGGAAGUUCUUUGAGUACACGCUGAAGGGCGAGAUCAACUCCCGUGAGAUCCACAAUGUGGAGCAGAACGACAUGCUACGCAAGGUCACGUUCGAUCCAGAGGUGUUCUUCAAUAUUUUGCUACCUCCAAUUAUUUUUCAUGCUGGGUAUAGCCUUAAAAAGAGACAUUUCUUCAGGAACCUCGGCUCUAUUAUAACGUAUGCUUUCCUCGGGACAGCUAUUUCCUGUUUUGUUAUCGGGAACCUCAUGUACGGCGUGGUCAAGCUGAUGCAGGCCGUUGGGCAGCUGUCCGACAAGUUCUACUACACCGACUGCCUCUUCUUCGGAGCAAUCAUCUCCGCCACCGACCCAGUUACAGUGCUAGCCAUCUUCAAUGAGCUCCAUGCAGACGUGGACCUGUACGCCCUGCUGUUUGGAGAAAGCGUCAUGAACGAUGCCGUUGCCAUAGUGCUAUCCUCCUCCAUUGUGGCUUAUCAGCCAAGCGGAGCCAACACCCACACCUUCGACGCCUCCGCCUUCUUCAAAUCGGUGGGCGUUUUCCUGGGAAUCUUCAGUGGGUCCUUUGCUAUGGGCGCAGUCAUUGGUGUGGUCACCGCCCUUAUAUCCAAGUUCACCAAGCUCCACUGCUUCCCUCUUCUGGAAACGGCCCUCUUCUUCCUCAUGUCCUGGAGUACCUUCCUACUGGCUGAGGCCUGUGGCUUCACAGGUGUGGUGUCCGUGCUGUUCUGUGGGAUCACCCAGGCCCAUUACACCUACAACAACCUCUCAGAGGAGUCCACCAAACGUACCAAACAGCUCUUUGAAGCCCUGCACUUCCUGGCUGAGAACUUCAUAUUUUCCUACAUGGGACUGGCUCUCUUCACCUUCCAGAACCACAUCUUCAGCCCCAUCUUCAUCAUCGGGGCUUUCAUGGCCAUUUUCAUCGGGAGGGCCUGCAACAUCUACCCCCUCUCUUUCAUCUUGAACCUGGGCCGUCGCCACAAGAUCAGAGGAAACUUCCAGCAUAUGAUGAUGUUUGCAGGUCUCCGCGGGGCCAUGGCGUUUGCGCUGGCUAUCCGGGACACGGCCACCUACGCCCGGCAGAUGAUGUUCACCACCACCCUCCUCAUCGUCUUCUUCACCGUCUGGGUCUUUGGAGGGGGCACCACGCCCAUGCUAUCAUGGCUACACAUCAGAGUUGGGGAGGACCUCGAGUCAGAGGAGGAACAUCUGAGUAGAAUGUGGCAGUAUGUCAGGGUGGGCGUGGACCCAGACCAGGACCUCCAGCCGUGUGGGGACAGCUUCCAGGUGCUCCAAGGAGAUGGGAUUCAUCCAGAGGGGCACAGUAAGACCAAGCAGGAGAGCGCCUGGAUGUUCAGGCUGUGGUACACUUUCGAUCAUAAUUACUUGAAGCCCAUCCUGACACACAGCGGGCCCCCCCUCACCACCACCCUGCCUACCUGCUGUGGACCCCUGGCACGCUGUCUGACCAGCCCACAGGCAUAUGAGAGCCACGAGCAGCUGAGGGACACGGACUCUGACCUCAUCCUGAACGACGGCGACCUGACGCUCACCUACGGCGACACGGCCAUCACGGCCAACGGGGCGUCCGGCCCGCGGGAGGCCCAGGCGGGGCGCGCCAACGGGCAGCGGCGGGGCAGCACGUCGGAGGAGGCGCUGGAGCGGGACCUGGAGGCCCGCGAGCAGGAGCUGAUGAGCCGGGGAACACGGCUGGUGUUCCCCAUCGAGGACCACGCCUGAACCCCCCCCACCCCAACCCCUCCCCAAAAAAGAAGAACCCUUUGUCGGCCGCCCCUCCCGUACCGCGCCCCUCCAGCCCCAACCCCCCCCCCCCCAAUCAGUGCUAACCAGACGGCGGAGAGAGACGGGACGCGGGAGCCGGAGAGGGGAGCGAGUUUGAGUUUGGCCUCGUCUACAGCCAGCCGGUCCAAGCUGGCCAGUCCCAGCUGGAGCUCUAGAAGAGGAGGGGGAAUGAAGAGAAACCGCAGGAAUGAAGAGAAAUAACAGAGAUUUAAUUAGCCUCUCCCGUACCAGAGCGGAGUUAGGCAGGCCUGAUGCCCGGGGCCAGGGCCAGGACCAUGUCAUGUGCUGUACUGUGCGAUGCAGGCUUCUCUACCAUUCGUUUAUUUUGACUUUGUUUUUUUCUGUGGCUUGUAUGAAUCGAGAAGCCUCUUGAAGGCUUCCUUAAGUAUGGUCAGAUCUGAAAACGUAGUUCGGUGUACUUUCGCUGUUCCUCUGUAUGAAAGUUGAAGUCGCAAGCUGAAAGUGUAUUUGCGGACGGAAGCCUGGAAAGUGCACUGUUGGCUGCUCAUUGGUAAAUGUCAGGCUCCAGGCAGGUGAUUUCGCCCGUCUGUGUCUGUCGUUCAUCGUCCCUGUCUCUCACUCACUGCUGCUAUAUGACUGAAAGACUGAGCGUUUUUAGAGAACUUAGGGAUGCCUGACCCCCCUGCAGACCUCUGAGCCAUGAUCUCCAUUAGCCAACCAGCCAGAUCUCUAUAGUUAGCAUGAUGAUCAACCAGCCAUUACAUUCCAGUCCUGGUUCCCUCCAAAGGGCAUUCACUACCGUAAAUAUUAUGCAGAACUGAUUCUCUGACUUUUAUUUUGAAAUUCUAACCGAGCAGAAAUUGAAGCGAUAUCCAUGGCUGUUCUUUGUAACAAUACGAAACCCAGUACAUACAAGAAGCAUUCAUUGUUUACAAAAAAAGAAUGGAUAGGGAAACAUUUUGUAAUAGCUAUACUUCCCUGGUGACUGAUGAGUCAGAGAUGAACAUGAACGCUCUGUUCACUGAUGCUUUUUUUACUGGGAAAUACUUGCCCAGUCAAUGCAUUAACUCUGCAAUAUGGAAGUCUGUUGCUGUGUUCUAUCAGUGUAACAGUUAUCAGGAAGUCCUUUUUUGUUUAAUUGAUUCCCAUAUUAUCCAACUUGGUCCAACUUUUCCACCACAUACUUUUUACUCUGUAUUUCCAGAUCUGCAUGUAUCCCAAUUUAAAACAAGGAUUUAGGUUUUAUUGUUCCAUAGCUGUUUACUACUUGACCUAGCUAUCUUUAAUUUAACUCAAAUUCUAUGUGGGGGUUGAGAAUCGACUUUUGUUACAUUCUGCUGAAAAGGGUAAAAAAAAAAAAAAAACUAUAUCUGGUCUCUCUUAUGAACGCUGGCUCCUAGAAGGGUGUUUACUCAGAUUUGCUUCAGAACAUAGCUUCUUUUUGUCUGGCUGUUCCAGUAGUGACGAGGUUUGUCUCACAGCUGUGUUGGUCUCUACAGCUUGAUGAUGUAUCUUGGGCAGCUGUUCCCUGUAGGAGACAACAUACCAAGCACUUGAGCUGCUCCACAUCCUGAGGGGGCAUUGCACAUGUGUGUUUAUGUGUGCAUGUGCCCCAUCUGUCUCUAAUGUAACGCUUACCAGUCGCCAGAAGCCCUGCUGAUGAGUCUGCCCCAUUGUUUAAAGAACAGUGCUGUUUGUGUGCGCUUCAGUAUUGUUUGAGCAUGUAUGAGCUCUUUAGAGUGCACAGAAUCUUCCCAGAAUGCCAUGAAUAUUCAUGAAUAUGACACAAAUCUCAAGACUGAAAGAGUGUAAGCGUGAUCGUGAGACAAUGCUUGGGAUUGUUACAUUUAUUUGAUUGGGAUUUUUUUUUUUUUUUUUUUCAAAUUUGGUCACAGAUGGGGGAGAAACUGGCACAGAAGUGUUAUUCUUUGUACGGGGAGGCCAUUCUGAUGAGUCGGGUUACGCAAUCCGUCUUAGAGCCAUCAUCCGUAGAGCUGGAUUACGUUGUGUGGUGGGGGUGGGGAUCAUUAUUUGAGCCAGCUUGAAUAGCAUAGCGUUAAACUGUGAAUGCCGCGCCUUGCAGGAUAACGGGACAUUGUGGAGACAUGCAUGUAUUAGAAGCCCACACUGCAUUCUCCAGCAACUGUAAUGAAUUAUUUACGUACAACUUUAAGAGCCAUCUAUGAUUCCUUGUCAGGACUUUCUGGGUACAUGGUCAGUGUUGUCAACUUGAGUAUCAUAGGCUACUGCUACUGUUACAUACUGUGUUUUUAUAUGCCUCCAAAUAGCUCCUGAUGUUCACAGUCUCAAACACAAAUGAGGGUGGAACCAGCAGGUAAAUGUAGUCUGGGCAUUAGUGUAUGUUAAGUUGGUGUGCAGUUAGACAGUUCUGGCCAGAAUUUUUGCUCAGAAUGCAACUAAUGUGGACAGAGUGUUUUACCUGAAUUAAGAUGCUACAGUAAGUUACUCUUACAAAAAGUGGAGGAGUGUAAAAAAUGAAGUGCAAAUAAUGUGAUGCAGAGGCCGAGAACCUGAGGCUGGGGUCUCUAUGGGACCCAACGUGACAGUCGGUAUGUGGAGACCGUCAGUGGAAGCUUAUGCACUUGGGCCCAAAGCUGGAGACAAUACGCUAUGAAAGUGUAGCAUUAAUGUAGUAACGUACCGUGGAGACACACAGAAACCAUUGUAACCGGAGACACAGUCCAAAUGCAUCGUUACUUUUUAAGGAUGAGCCUCGAUUAGUAAAGCAUGGUGAACUGCUGUACAGGUUUCUUUCAUCUGUUUUCUACGGAAGUCUACAUCACAACAUCCACUCUCUCUAUUAACUGAGCUAGUAUAAUGUUAGUUGGCCUUGGCCUACUUGGCUAAAUGAAAUUAUUGUCUUUUAGCUAGCUAUUUGAUACGCAGUAACAAUAGCUAGUAGAUAUUUAACACAAAUCUAAUAAAACUGCAACAUUCCCAGUUGUCAUAGUGAGUAUAAAACUAGUAACCAUUUUAACAGGUGCGGUACGUGCGUUUCCAUCAAUCAUGUGACGUCAGCAGUGACGUAGUCACUUUCAUAGCGUAUUAUAAAACUGUGCAAUCUAUGUCUGUCCUUUUGCUGCCUUUGAGGCUGCCUCUGCCCUUAACUUUGUGCAAUAUGUGUGGGGGAAACCGGCUGGCCAUGGCGUUAGCCUGGCUAGCAGUGUGUGGUCUGGGCACCAUCAUCUGUGUGUUGUGAACGCCUCAGGCAUACACCCAUGAUCUCUCGUGGGAACUCCUGGUAACCUGGUUUCAUUUGAGAUGUUUUGCAUGUUGAUUAUAUCUGUCAAUAAAAAAUAAGGAAAAAAUGUA